Molecule: messenger RNA, 345 nt
Organism: Nothoprocta perdicaria
Lineage: Eukaryota; Metazoa; Chordata; Aves; Tinamiformes; Tinamidae
Product: feather keratin B-4-like
Exons: 1
Coding region: 1-345 (114 amino acids)
Cellular component (GO): intermediate filament
Molecular function (GO): structural constituent of cytoskeleton
Source: RefSeq, a predicted model, not a curated record
AUGUCCUGCUAUGAUCUGUGUCCUCCCACCCCWUGYGGCCCAACACCGCUGGCCAACAGCUGCAACGAGCCCUGCGUGCGGCAGUGCCAGGACUCGACCUAUGUGAUCCAGCCCUCACCUGUGGUGGUGACGCUGCCYGGACCCAUCCUCAGCUCCUUCCCGCAGAACACGGCCGUGGGAUCCUCMGCAUCCGCAGCYGUGGGAGAUGCCCUCAGCACUGGAGGGGUUCCCAUCUCUUCUGGCAGUUCCUCGGGCUUAGGCAGCCUCGGCUAUUCGGGGCUUGGUGGCCUCUAUGGACGGCCAUACCGCCGCUACAACCGUCGCGGCAGCUGCGGGCCCUGCUAG